AUCUAAGACUCAGUCGCGGUAUAUCAGUCACUCUAUAAGGGUGUUGCUAAGGGAGAGUGAAGUGGUACCUGCCAGGGAGGGACACGAAUCGGAACAUGCAUAUCAACCUUUUUAAAAAACACAUCCAUAAGUGGAUAUUUCAUCACGGAGUGUCAAGGUGUCUAAUUUCGCCGAAGAUUAACAAGUCGUCAAGGUUUCAAAGCAGUUGUACCAACAGCAGCAAACUUACAUACAGCUAUGUGUCAAACCCAGGCACGUGGCCGCUCUUGGGGACUACUCUGGGUGAGGUGGUGAACAGAGCCGAGCAGCUGUAUGGCGAGCGGGAGGCCUUGGUGUCAGUGUUUCAGGGCACAAGGAAGACUUUCAGGCAGUUUAAAGAAGAAAGUGAUUGUGUUGCUGCCGGCCUCAGAAGUUUGGGUCUGGAACCUGGAGACCGCUUAGGAAUAUGGGGACCCAACAGCUACGAGUGGGUUCUCACACAGUUUGCAGCAGCCAAGGCGGGCCUGGUACUGGUCCAUGUCAAUCCAGCAUAUCAAGCAAGGGAGCUGGAAUAUUGUCUCAACAAGGUCGCUGUAAAAGCCCUGGUGUGCGACAAGGCAUUCAAAACAUCAGAUUACUAUGAAAUGCUGUGCGAGUUGGCGCCUGAGUUGCCAUCGUCAGCCACAGGCAGCCUCAAGAGUGCAAGAUUACCUCACCUUGAAAAAGUUAUUGUCAUGUCUGAGGAAAUGUUAAGUGGAACCAUGAAAUUCAGCGACUUAUUCGAUGCAGGAGACAGUUCUCACGUCAAAAGCUUGGAACAGCUUGGAAGAAGGAUAAAGUUUGAUGAUCCCUGCAGCAUACAGUUCACAUCAGGAACAACAGGGUUGCCAAAAGCUGCUGUGCUCUCCCACCAUAUGAUAGCUAAUAAUGCUUAUGGAAUUGGGUAUCGUGCAGAGUAUCAUAAAAAGCACCACCGUAUAUGUCUGACGGUGCCUCUGUAUCACUGCUUCGGGAGCGUGGCAGGAGCUGUGACGAGCAUGCUGUUUGGCGCUACAUGUGUUUUGCCUUCCCGGGGGUUUGAACCAGACACAGCAGUCCAGUCGAUGCAGGAUGAGAGAUUAACCUCUUGCUAUGGUACUCCGACCAUGUUUGUUGAUAUUCUAAACGCUCAGAGAAGGAAGAACAGAGAUAUGAGUUCCCUGUCAACUGGAAUAAUGGCUGGUGCGCCGUGCCCUCCAGAACUGGUGAUGUCGGUCAUGAAUGAACUUCACAUGAAGGAUUUCCUGGUAAUGUACGGCAUGACAGAAACAAGCCCAGUGUCAUUUGAGUGCUUCCCUUCAGAUCCACCUGAAGUGAGAUUCUCCACAAUUGGGUACCCAUCUGAUCACACUGAGGUAAAGAUUGCUGAUCAUAAUGGGCAGGUGGUUCCUAUAGGGGAAGCUGGAGAAGUCUGCAUAAGGGGGUACCUGAAUUUCCUUGGCUACUGGGGGGAUCCCAAGAAAACUGAGGAGAUGAUGGGCCCAGACCGCUGGCUGAAGACGGGAGACCUGGGGAUUAUGCGUCCUGAUGGGUAUACAGAAAUUAUUGGUCGCAUAAAAGAAAUGAUCAUUCGGGGCGGAGAAAAUAUUUAUCCAACAGAAAUUGAAAACUUCCUAAUGGAACUCCCGGGUGUUCUUGAGGCUCAGGUGUUUGGCGUACCUGACAGCAGGAUGGGAGAGGAAGUUGGUGCCUGGAUACGAAGUAAAGAAAAUGCUGACCUUAAUGAAGAGGCUAUCAGGAAAAUGUGCAAAGGGAAGAUUGCACACUUCAAAAUUCCUCGCUACAUGAUAUUUAAGGAGGAGUUCCCAACUACAGUAACUGGAAAGGUUCAAAAGUUUAAAAUGAGGGAAAUGACAAUAAAAGAACUUAAUUUAGAGGGAUGAAGGGUGGAUAAGUUUUUCAUUUAAUCAACCAAGAAACUGGUACUAUGCCUCAUUCUCUUUAGGGAAUCCUUUGCCAUUCACAUAUUUUUCAAAACAUUUCUUAUAUACUCAACCAAGUUAGCAGUGUAAAGUUUACAUGCCCAGUAGCAAAGUUUUGCUGUGCUAUAUUGCGGGGCUACUAUGUUUUUUUGUACAAUCAUGCAUGUGUUUAGUUUCUAGUAAAUAUAUUCAAUUCUCUGAUUAAUUCCUAUAAAAAAUGUAUGAAGGCUUUCUCAGGGAGCAAUAUUAUGCAUAAGGAAAAAACGCUUUUCAUAAAAAUAAUCUUAUAGGUACAACUUAAUGUUUUAUGAUAAGUUGACAUGACGUUUAAUUCAAAAUUUUUAAUUGUUAAGUAAUCACAUUUAUGCUUCACUUGUGAAAUUUUCUAAAUAAGUUUUAUUGUAAAAUAAAAUGUUUACGUAGAUACUGUGUAAGUAAGUCUCUGCGUUCUCCCAAUUGCAGAACAUUAAAGCAUUGUUGGGAGUUAAACUGGGGACCUAUCUUAUAGCAAAUGAUUUUCUACACAUUUGCUUUCAUUGCUUUGGUAGCAAGUUUAGAUAAAUUUAAGCUGACCUAAAUGAAAUCUUCACACCCUAAAAGUUUGUAUAGUUUUUGCCAAGUAAGACACUUGUUAAUAAUAUUUUAUGGCAUGCAAGUGUAGUUAUUUUGAAUAUAUAUCUGCCUGUAAC
This is a messenger RNA of Eriocheir sinensis (Chinese mitten crab), 2629 nucleotides long. It is a transcript of the gene Acsf2, whose product is annotated as medium-chain acyl-CoA ligase ACSF2, mitochondrial-like. The coding region runs from base 96 to 1901 and encodes 601 amino acids. Gene Ontology annotation, molecular function: medium-chain fatty acid-CoA ligase activity. Gene Ontology annotation, biological process: fatty acid metabolic process. The transcript is spliced from 14 exons. NCBI's taxonomy places the organism in Eukaryota, Metazoa, Arthropoda, Malacostraca, Decapoda, Varunidae. The record is from RefSeq and is a predicted model, not a curated record.